This is a messenger RNA of Aspergillus ruber CBS 135680, 393 nucleotides long. RefSeq lists its product as uncharacterized. The transcript is spliced from 2 exons. Gene Ontology annotation, biological process: phosphorelay signal transduction system. NCBI's taxonomy places the organism in Eukaryota, Fungi, Ascomycota, Eurotiomycetes, Eurotiales, Aspergillaceae. The record is from RefSeq and is a predicted model, not a curated record. The annotation marks the transcript as partial.
AACAGCAAAGUAAUGCAAAAAGUCCUCCUAAAACUGCUCUCCAGGCAAAACAUAACCCACAUCCCCAUGCACAACCCCCGCGACGCCCUAUCCUACCUCUCCGACCCACACAACCCGCGUCCGAAUUUCAUUUUUCUCAAGAUGCAAAUUCCUGUAAUGCAUCCACAGGAAUUCAUCCAUAUCUUGCGCACACAACCGCCAUUCGCAAAUGAUCCGGUUCUACGUGCGGCACCGGUGAUAGGUAUGGAUGCGUCCAGGGUCCGGGAGAGUCGCGAGAAAUUCAUUCGUGAGUGGGGGUUUGAUGAUGUUAUUCCGCGGCUGAUGAAGAUGAAGGUGUUGCGGGAUGUGUUGUUGUAUUGGUCGAGGAGGGAGGUGGUUGCGAAUCAGGGUUCU